Messenger RNA from Saccharomyces mikatae IFO 1815, 480 nucleotides. RefSeq names its product glucosamine 6-phosphate N-acetyltransferase (gene GNA1). The transcript has a single exon. Gene Ontology annotation, cellular component: Golgi apparatus; endoplasmic reticulum-Golgi intermediate compartment; endoplasmic reticulum. The record is from RefSeq and is a predicted model, not a curated record. Bases 1 to 480 code for a protein of 159 amino acids. Lineage: Eukaryota; Fungi; Ascomycota; Saccharomycetes; Saccharomycetales; Saccharomycetaceae. Gene Ontology annotation, biological process: UDP-N-acetylglucosamine biosynthetic process. Gene Ontology annotation, molecular function: monosaccharide binding; glucosamine 6-phosphate N-acetyltransferase activity.
AUGGGCUUACCGGAUGGAUUUUACGUAAGAAGAAUAGAAGAAAAGGAUUUUGAACAAGUCACAGAGACACUGAAAGUCUUGACUACUGUAGGUACAAUCGCACCCGAAUCCUUCGGCAAACUCAUAAAAUAUUGGAAUGAAGCUACUGUAUGGGAUGAUAACAAUGAUAAAAAAAUCAUGCAAUACAACGCUAUAGUUAUCGUGGACAAGCACACUGAGAAGAUCGCUGCCACAGGGAAUAUCUUUAUCGAGAAAAAGAUUAUCCAUGAAUUAGGGCUGUGUGGCCAUAUCGAAGACAUCGCUGUUAACUCGAAAUAUCAAGGGCAAGGGUUGGGCAAACUUUUGAUCGACGAAUUGGUGACUAUUGGAUAUGGCUACGGUUGUUAUAAGAUUAUCUUAGAUUGCGACGAGAAAAAUGUCAAGUUCUAUGAAAAAUGUGGGUUCAGUAAUGCAGGCGUGGAAAUGCAAAUUAGAAAAUAG